This is a messenger RNA of Morchella sextelata, 1164 nucleotides long. RefSeq lists its product as uncharacterized. Gene Ontology annotation, molecular function: SUMO ligase activity; zinc ion binding. Bases 1 to 1164 code for a protein of 387 amino acids. The transcript has 2 exons. Gene Ontology annotation, biological process: protein sumoylation; double-strand break repair via homologous recombination. NCBI's taxonomy places the organism in Eukaryota, Fungi, Ascomycota, Pezizomycetes, Pezizales, Morchellaceae. Gene Ontology annotation, cellular component: Smc5-Smc6 complex; nucleus. The record is from RefSeq and is a predicted model, not a curated record.
AUGUCACACCGACGCUCCCUCGCCGCCCCCUCCGCCCCCUCCGCCUCCUCCUCCUCCUCCACCGCCACCACCGUGACCCCCCUCCCCGCUUACGAGCCCCCCUUCACCCCCAUCACCCCCGCCGCCCUGCAAACGCUCACCGCCCUCUCCGAGAACCACGGCCGCCCCACCUCCAUCGACAAGCUCUGCCACGCCACCACGCAAGCCCUCAACCGGCUCAGCGAGACCGCCGCCGACCUCGCAGACCACGUCCCCGCCGCCGACGCCGCCGCCGACAUCGACAGCGACACGGAGGCGCGCCAGGCGCUGCUCGACGAGCUCGAGGCCCAGGCGCGCGCGCUGGUCGACCAGGCCAAGGUUGCGGGCGACCUGAAGGAGGUGCUGGGGCUCGCCGUGCGCGACGCGCGCGACGGGAGGGAGGAGGCGCGGAGGGGCGCGGAGGAGGUGGGGCUGGACGCGGUGGUGGUGGGCGAGGAUGAGGGCGUGGUGGGCGGGUUUCGGAAGAGGAUGGCUGAGAGGAGCGUCCAUUACGAUGGGCUCAGUAUGAGGGCAAAAUACGGCACCGUCGCCGAAUACGUCCAGUUCCGGCGCAUGGUGUGGGCCUCGCAGCGCGGCGACGCAAACAUGCCCAAAGUAUCCACCUGGUUCCGGCACCUCGAGGGCGGCAGCGGCGGCGGCGGGCGCAGCAGCAGCAGCAGGCCGUCGCACGCCCCAGACUCGGAGGACUCCGACUCGGACAUUGAGAUUGCGCAGGAGCGGCAGUCGUACCAGUGCCCGCUGACGCUGCGGACGUUUGUCGAGCCGUACACGUCGACCGUGUGCCCGCACUCGUUUGAGCGCGACGCCAUCCAGGACUACAUCCGCAAGGGGCCGCGGGCGGGCGUGAGCUGCCCCGUGCCGGGGUGCUCGAAGAUGCUGAGCCUGGCGACGGUGCGGCUGGAUGCGCUGCUGCAGAGGAAGGUGAGGAGUGCGGCGGCGAGGGCGAGGGAUAGGGCGGAGGAGCAUGAGGAUGGGGGGGGGGAUAGCGAGGAUGAGGGGAUGGUGGAUGUGGAUGCGGAUGCGGAUGAGGGGGGGGUGGCGGUGAAGAAUGAGAGGAGGGGUGGGAUGGGGAGACGGGGGAGGGGGAAGGUGGUGGCGGUUAGUGAUGAGGAGGAUGAGGAUUAG